AUGGUGCCGUUCUUAAGCCUGUCUGCUCGGAAAGGUCUGAGGGAGGCAGUAUCUGAGAAAAGGAGUGCUGGGGGAGAUGGGGAUGGCGGAGGGGUGGCAAACACAGGGGCUGAUUCAGCUGCAGAGGAGGAUCCAGGAAGCUUGAUCUCCUAUCUGCUUCGCUGCCUCCUGCUCACCCCACUGCCUCCCUUUCUGCACCUGCGCCGGUCAAAUGAAGACAAAGCUACCAGAGUUGGGACGGAAGCAGAAACACAGGAAACAGCAACAGGAUCAAGUAUGAGUGCUAGCAGCCCUGUUGUUCCUGAAAACACUGGAAGCGGAAGUGUGGCCAAUCAGGAGCCGUUUCUGUCGUUCCAGAUGGCGGCCCCUGCUCCAGCCUCCACCAGACCGGACAGACCAGUGCAGGUCCACGUGGCAGCAGGUGAUUCGCUCCUGGCUGUGAGUCCAGAUCUGAUUGGUGCAUUCCUGACGUUGGGAGAGCUGCUUGCGCAGGUUUCAGCUGUGAUUAGUAGCAAAGGGAGCAGUAUUGACGGGAGCAGCAGUGAGGGGAGUAGCAGUGGGGGGAGCAACAGUGCGGGGAGCAGCAGCAUCGGAACGAGCAAGGCAAAGGAUAGAAGCAAGGGUAGGUACAGGAGCAGCAGAGGGAGCAGUGCCGGCUUUGUGAAAGGCACUGAUCCGACUUGUGUGAAACACCCACCUACAAGUGCUGAUGUUCCCACGGGUCCUAGUGGGAGUGAAAGACGCCCCCGGCAAUCUGGUAGUGAAAGACACCCCCAGCACCCCACUUGUGAGAGCCAUUGUAGCAGCAGCUUAGACAGCCUGUUUGCAGCUCUGCGGUCGGCUCUAGACGGACUCAUCCCGGGUGCAUCGUGGCGUGUGAACGCGACAAGUGGCAGGCUGUGGUUGGCUGUUGGGGUUCAGGCUGAUGUGGCAGCGGCGGCAGCUGCUGCAGCUUUCACUGCUGGUUUUCCUUGCAGCAGCGAGUCUGCAAGCAAUGGCGCUAGCCUGCUAUCUUUGUCCCACGGGAAAGUGAAGUCAGGUGUAAGAGGGGGAGUAGAUACAGCGGCUACAUUUCCGGGCAGGGUCGUAGUGGAAGGAGGAGCAGCAGAGGCGGUGCGAGAAGGAGGAGGAGCAGCAAUAGCCGUGGAGCAGGAGGAGCAACAUCACGCGACUGUAACGAGCGGUGCAGAUGUGAUAGUGGCUGGGGUUGCUUCUCUUGCUAUCAGGCUUCGUCCCAAGCCUCCUUACAACCCAUGCAUGGGUCCUAUAAUCAACCCUAGUUCCAGUACUGGUAGCCCUAUUUUCCCUACUGGGAACUCCACAGUCGCUGGAAACGCCACAGUCAACAUCAACAAGGCUACAGUCGGGAAUGCAGGGCAAGAAGAACGAGGGAAUCAGGUGCCGGGAAGGGAGGAGGCGAAGGAGGAGAAGGGCCAGAAGGGGAAUCGAGGGAGAGGAGAAGGGGAUAAGGUGGGAAUUGAGGAGACGGGCAGGGACGAGAGUAGGGGAGCUGUUUGGGACAGGUUGGAGCAGGCUGUUUGGAACGGACGGCCGAGAUCAGCUCGCAGAGGGCGAGAGUGCAAUCCGACGGUGGGAGAUGGUGGAAAGCAAGGCGGGGAUGGGCCAGUGGGGUAUGGGGCAGUGGACGUCCAUCAGGUGUGGCACAAUAGCGAUGUGACUAUUACGGGGCUCAGCAUCCAGGCAGUGGGUGUGGGUGCAGAAAGGGAUGAGGUGGCAAUUGAUGAGAUUAAUGGGGUGCAUUCACACGAGAUAAGAUGGAAGCAUAGGGGAAGACAGGGAAGAAUUAGUGGGGAGUGUGAUGCGGUGAAGAGGAGUGAAUCGGUGUGGACAGUGGUGCUGGCUCCGACUCAUCUCAGUGUGCUUGCCUCUCUGUACCGAUGCCAGACCACCUCUUUACUCACAUCGGAUACAAUCACAUCUGCGGCUGCUCUGAUCUGCGUCCCUGCGUUCGCAGCUACCGUGCCUGCCACUGUCAUACACGCCCUUCCCGAGGUAAGUCUCUGCAUAUAA
Molecule: messenger RNA, 2031 nt
Organism: Closterium sp. Yama58-4
Lineage: Eukaryota; Viridiplantae; Streptophyta; Zygnematophyceae; Desmidiales; Closteriaceae
Source: the annotation of a GenBank genome assembly